Messenger RNA from Anthonomus grandis grandis, 2322 nucleotides. Its product is annotated as histidine--tRNA ligase, cytoplasmic. The coding region runs from base 271 to 2166 and encodes 631 amino acids. The record is from RefSeq and is a predicted model, not a curated record. Gene Ontology annotation, biological process: histidyl-tRNA aminoacylation; mitochondrial translation. Lineage: Eukaryota; Metazoa; Arthropoda; Insecta; Coleoptera; Curculionidae. The transcript has 8 exons. Gene Ontology annotation, molecular function: histidine-tRNA ligase activity; ATP binding. Gene Ontology annotation, cellular component: cytoplasm; mitochondrion.
CUCAAUUUGACAUGAACCCAUGUGGGAUCGUUCUGCGAGAAUGUAAUUUUAAAAAUACUUUCACGUUACUUGAAAUUAUUAUAGAAUAGGAUUUCCUAUAACUAUUACACGUUACACAAAACCUUGAGCCAGUCUAAGUCUAAUCAAUCUACAAAUCCUUGCGUUGCGUAUCGUGAAGGUGCAAUAUUGUGUGGCAUAUUGCAUCAGCAUUAGCACAUUUCUUCCAAUUUUCAAGAUUUAUUUUACAUUAUUGUGAUUUUAUAGUGUAAAAUGUCCAGUAAGGAGGCCUUAGAGCAACAAAUUAGAGAGCAGGGAGAUUUAGUGAGAAAAUUAAAGGCUGCUAAAGAGAGCAAAGAAAGGGGCACAAAUGGGUUUCCAUUUCAAACUCCCUUAACCAAAGAAACCUAUCCGGCCUUAAACAACUAUCUAUGCAAUCACAGUUACAUGUGUGGAUAUCAACCAACCAAAAUUGAUAAACAAAUUUUUUCGAAUAUAAAAUAUAUAAAAGAAUUAAUCAGUUAUGACCAUUUGAGACGAUGGUACUGGCACAUAGAGUCUUAUUCAGAAGCAGAAAGAACUACAUUUAAAGAUUAUGAUAGAAAUAACCUACAGCUAUUAAUUAAAGCGGUGGUUGACGGUCAGAUUGCCGAAGAAGUAGCAAAAUUACUAGACCUGAAGGCUCAAGCACAGUCCCAAAAUGAGGACGGACCAGCUACUCCGAAUGUCAAUCAAAAAUUCACUCUUAAAACCCCAAAGGGCACAAGAGACUACUCUCCCGAGCAGAUGGCAUUAAGGUUGUCUGUACUUAACAAGAUAGUAUCUGUAUUUAAGAAACAUGGAGCUGAGACUAUUGAUACACCAGUAUUUGAACUUAAGGAAGUCUUGACCGGUAAAUAUGGCGAAGACUCAAAACUAAUCUACGACCUGAAAGACCAAGGAGGCGAAAUCUUAUCCCUUCGUUAUGACUUAACGGUUCCAUUCGCCAGAUACCUGGCUAUGAAUAAAAUUAGCAACAUCAAACGUUACCACAUCGCCAAAGUUUAUAGAAGAGACAAUCCGUCAAUGUCAAGGGGACGGUACAGGGAAUUUUACCAAUGCGAUUUUGAUAUCGCUGGUGCGUACGACCCAAUGAUCCCUGAUGCUGAAUGUGUAAAAAUCGUCUCUGAAAUAUUGGACAGUUUAGAGGUUAGUUCGUACGUUAUUAAAGUGAACCACCGGUUACUAUUGGAUGGAAUGUUUGAGGCUUGUGGAGUACCAAAGUCCAGUUUUAGAUGCAUUUGCUCUGCUGUGGACAAGCUGGAUAAGUCUCCUUGGGAAGAUGUGCGUAAAGAAAUGGUCGAAGAAAAAGGUUUAUCGGAAGAAGUAGCCGAUCGAAUAGGCGAGUUUGUUAAACUUAACGGCAGAGAAGAAUUAGUAGAUAAAUUAUUACAGGACGAACUCCUCUCGAAGAAUAAAUCGGCAGUAGAAGGUUUGGAAGCCAUAAAACUACUGUUGAAAUACUGUGAUAUAUUUAAUAUAUCGAAAAAUGUGUCGUUUGACUUAAGUUUGGCCAGGGGUCUUGACUAUUAUACCGGUGUGAUUUAUGAAGCGGUUUUACUAGGAGGUAAGAUAAUAAAACACAUAAAAAGAGAUACAGGCUUCUCACGCAACUUUUCAGAUGUUAGUAAAGGAGAAGAGGUAUCAGUGGGAUCUGUAGCUGGUGGAGGCAGAUACGAUAAUUUGGUUGGCAUGUUUGACGUGAAAAAUAAGCAAGUUCCGUGUGUUGGAGUUUCUAUUGGAGUUGAAAGAUUAUUUACUGUUCUGGAACAAAAAAUCCACGCGACAAACAGGAAAGUCCGCACAACGGAAGUCGACGUGUACAUUUGCACUGCACAAAAGAAUUUGGUGGAGGAACGGUUGAAACUUUGUAACGAACUUUGGGACGAGGACUUUAAGGUGGAGUAUUCUUACAAGAAAAACCCGAAACUGCUGGCGCAACUACAAUAUUGCGAAGAGAACAGCAUCCCGUUCGCGAUAAUUUUGGGGGAAUCCGAAAUCAAAAGUGGAAUCGUUAAAUUACGAAACGUGAACACGAGGGAAGAAGUUGACGUUAAAAGGGGAUCGCUUUCAGAGGAAUUGAGGCGGAAGCUGGGAGAGCUUAAUUUGAACGGGACCGUUCCCGCGUAGUAUUCGCAUUUCAGUUUAUGCUAUUAUUUUGUCCGAUAUACCGGUGAUCUACCAAAAAAUGCAAACUAUUUAUUUUCUCCAAUAAUGACUUUAUUGUUUCUAGAAUUUAUUUAUGAAAUUAGAUUUCUUUGGUAAGAAUAAAACUUGAAAGUUAAA